AUGAAGCUCGACGCAACAGAUCUACGCUAUGUAACAUCAGAAGAGUUCAGAGUCCUCACAGCGGUAGAAAUGGGCUCUAAAAACCAUGAAGUCGUGCCAACCCCCCUCAUUGCGCAAAUAUCAGGCCUGAAGAACGGGGGAGUGAACAAGCUGAUCGGAUCGCUAGCCAAGAGGAACCUUGUAUCAAAGGUGCAGAACUCCAAAUAUGAUGGAUAUAGGUUGACAUAUGGCGGAUACGACUACCUGGCUAUGCGUGCUAUGUCGAAGCGAGACACUCUGGCUUCAGUUGGAAACCAGAUUGGUGUUGGGAAGGAAUCAGACAUAUACGUCGUUGCUGAUGGCGAGGGGAAAGAGAUGGUGCUGAAGAUUCAUCGCUUGGGUCGCAUAUCCUUCAGGACCAUAAAAAGUAAACGAGACUACAUGGGUAAACGAAAAUCAGCGUCAUGGAUGUACAUGUCGCGACUAGCAGCACAAAAAGAAUGGGCUUUCAUGAAGGUCCUUCACGAAAACGGGUUCCCUGUCCCAAAACCAAUUGACCAAGCACGACACUGUAUAUUAAUGGAAUUCAUAGAUGCUUAUCCUCUCCGCCAAAUAGCGGAGGUUGAGUCUCCAGGGAAGCUAUACUCCCAGUUAAUGGACCUCAUUGUGCGAUUUGCCCGUUCAGGAUUGAUCCACGGUGAUUUCAACGAGUUUAACAUUCUCAUUCGCGAUACCGGUGAACCAAUCGUCAUCGAUUUCCCCCAGAUGGUCAGCACAUCGCAUGAGAACGCCGAAUGGUAUUUCAAUAGGGAUGUGGAGUGUAUACGGACUUUUUUCAAACGCCGUUACGGUUACGAGAGCUCCUUGUACCCGAGGUUCAAGUCAAUACGAUCCUCGGACGAGACUGAAGAGAGUUUCAGACUCGAUGUUGUCGUUGCAGCCAGCGGAUUUGGGCGCAAAGAUAUGAAGGUUUUAGAAGAGUACAUGGAUGCAGUCAAGGAGGAGGGGAGUAGCAAGGAGGAGGACGACGAGGAGGAGGAAGAGGAAGAGGAAGAAGAGGAAGAAGAGGAAGAGGAAGAAGGGGAAGAGGAAGAGGGGGGAGAGGAAAUUGGAGAGGGCGUGCACCCGGACGGUGAGGAGAAUGAUUCACGGGAUGUAGAAGACGACCCAACAAAACCAACAACGGAUGGAAAGCUUGAAAUCGAUGCGUCCACCCCUCCGAACAAGGAUGGACCAUUACCUGAACCCUUCUCACCUCUUCGUGAACUGUCGCGCUCUCCCCCCCGCUCAAGAUCACUUUCACCGACAUCGAUAGACAAAAUGGCUGAUGCAACCGCUGCCCUCAAUAUUCACGGUGUGAAGAGCAUCGUCUCUUCCGACCUUUCGAAGACUCGUGCCAGACAACAACGACUGCACCAUUCGAAGCGGUCGGUUCGGCAAGCUGGACGACCCCAAGGGAGUAAGGCCAAGCAAGAUACAAGGGUAAAACUCGAUGCCAAAGGCGGCUGGGACUAUUAA
Messenger RNA from Pleurotus ostreatus (oyster mushroom), 1497 nucleotides. RefSeq lists its product as uncharacterized. Gene Ontology annotation, cellular component: cytosol; nucleus; preribosome, small subunit precursor. The transcript is spliced from 9 exons. NCBI's taxonomy places the organism in Eukaryota, Fungi, Basidiomycota, Agaricomycetes, Agaricales, Pleurotaceae. The record is from RefSeq and is a predicted model, not a curated record. Gene Ontology annotation, molecular function: ATP binding; protein serine/threonine kinase activity. Gene Ontology annotation, biological process: maturation of SSU-rRNA; protein phosphorylation. The coding region runs from base 1 to 1497 and encodes 498 amino acids.